Messenger RNA from Ziziphus jujuba (common jujube), 4352 nucleotides. RefSeq names its product C2 and GRAM domain-containing protein At1g03370. Bases 708 to 3779 code for a protein of 1023 amino acids. NCBI's taxonomy places the organism in Eukaryota, Viridiplantae, Streptophyta, Magnoliopsida, Rosales, Rhamnaceae. The record is from RefSeq and is a predicted model, not a curated record. The transcript is spliced from 9 exons.
CUUUCAAGUUCAAAUCUUUUUCUCUCUCUCUCUGUCUGUCUUUAACUCAACAAUUUUUUUUUCCUUUUUCUUUAUAUUUCCGUUAGCGUUCUCAUUCAUUCUGUCUCUCUUUUUCAAUUUCUUUUUGGAUAAAAGUGAUUUUUUUUUUUUUUUGGGUUGAAUUAUUUGUUUUGUUUUAUUUCUUUAAUUAAUUAUAUUUGGAAGAAACUAAAAAGAUUUUCGUUUUCUCUCUGCAAUUUCAAUACUGUGAGGGUUAUGGCUUUGAUUUUCCUUGUCAUAAUCCUCAUUUCAAGUUCUCAUAUUUAUCCUAUUUGAUCUAAAUUUCCGUCCUUCAUUUCUUUCGAAAUUAUCCUCUGAUGCUUCGAAUUGUUAGAAUGAGGAAAAUCGAAUACUUUUCUUUUUAUAUAUAUAUUUUUUCCUUUCUCAAUGAUCAGAUCACUGAUUUUUGCAGCGUCAUUAUGAGGUAAAUUUUAUGAAAUAAAUACCCCAAAAACAAAAAUUGAGUCUUUGAGCGUUUUUGAUCCUCAAAUAUAAUUCCCAAAAGUCCCAUUUGCAUAGUAUUUAAGCAAUUUUGUAUCUGUUCCAACGUUAUAUACAUUUUUAUUUUUUUUAACGCACAGAAAGAAAAUUCCAUAUUGUAUUGUUUGGUUUUGAUAAUUCUCCAAUCAAUCAUUGUUACUGAAAGAACCAAAAAAAAAAAAAAAAAAAUGAAACUUUUGGUUCGUGUAAUGGAGGCUCGAAAUCUUCCACCAACGGAUUCGAAUGGGCUGAGUGAUCCGUACGUGAGGUUGCAGCUGGGAAAGCAGAAGUCAAAGACCAAAGUGGUGAAGAAGAGCUUAAACCCAGGUUGGGGAGAAGAGUUUAGGUUCAGAGUUGAGGACCUUCAUGAGGAGCUGUUAGUCUCUGUCUUGGAUGAAGAUAAGUACUUCAAUGAUGACUUUGUUGGGCAACUCAGAAUCCCAGUUUCCCGGGUUUUGGAUGAUCCUGAUAAGUCGCUUGGCACUGCUUGGUACCCUCUUCAGCCCAAAAACAAGAAGUCUAAGAACAAGGAUUGUGGCGAAAUUCUUCUUAGUAUAUGCUUCACUUCAAACAAUUCAUUCAUGGAUUUGAAUGGUGAUGUUAACAAUGCAUCACCAUUAAGGAGGGAUGCUGAGGUUGGAAGCGAAUCACCUUCAAAGUCUUCAAGUGGGCCAUUGAACUCAUCUUCUUCUGCAGCACAAGAAGAAUCGGGAUUGUCCAAGGAAGAUAAGUCUUGUUGUGCACAGAAAACCUUUGCCGGUCGCAUUGCUCAGAUUUUUAAUAAAAAUUCAGAUGCAAGUCCAUCCACAUCUAGUAAAGGCACUGAUAUAUCAGAGCCAGCUGAAACUGCAAAGCCUGAUAUUUCUGAUGUCAAGUCUGAGGAUGAGUCUUCUGGUAAUUUUGAAGAAGUGAUGAAAAUGAUGGAGUCUAGAGAUCAAGGAAGUGAGAUGCCAAGCAAUUUUUCAGGAGUGCUACUUGAUCAAUUGUAUGUCAUUGCACCUGCCGAGCUAAACUCUCUACUAUUUUCACCACACUCAAGUUUUCCCAAAGCACUGGCAGAUGUGCAGGGAACUACAGAAUUGCAGUCUGGAAUGUGGAAAUUUGAUGACAGUGGGAGCUUGAAAAGAGUGGUUACUUAUGUCAAGGCUGCAACUAAACUAAUUAAGGCUGUUAAAGCCUUCGAGGAUCAAUCAUAUCUCAAAGCUGAUGGGAGCAAUUUUGCAGUUUUUGUGAGUGUGAGCACUCCCGAUGUCAUGUAUGGGGGCACUUUUAAGACAGAAUUGCUCCACUGCAUAACACCUGGACCAGAGCUUCCAUCUGCGGGACAAUCUUCUCGUUUGGUUAUAUCCUGGCGGAUGAAUUUUGUGCAGAAUACCAUGAUGAAAGGAAUGAUAGAAAAUGGAGCCCGGCAAGGUCUAAAGGACAGCUUUGAUCAGUUUGCUACCGUUCUAUCUCAGAAUGUUAAGCCAGUUGAUUCAAAGGACCUUGGAUCCAGUAAAGAACAAGUUUUGGCAUCACUCCAAGCGGAACCCCAAUCGGAUUGGAAACUGGCAGUACAGUAUUUUUCAAAUUUCUCUGUUGUCUCCACAGUUUUUAUGAUAUUGUAUGUGCUUGUUCACUUAUGGUUGGCUACACCGAGCACCAUUCAAGGGCUGGAGUUUGUUGGGCUUGACUUACCUGAUUCUAUUGGUGAAUUUAUUGUGUGUGGUGUACUGGUUCUACAAGCUGAACGUGUGCUAGGGUUGAUUUCACGCUUCAUGCAGGCCAGGAUGCUUAAAGGCAGUGAUCAUGGAGUGAAGGCACAAGGAGAUGGCUGGUUGCUAACUGUUGCAUUGAUUCAAGGGUCUAACUUAGCAGCUGUUGGUUCCAGUGCGUUCUCCGAUCCAUACGUGGUAUUUACUUGCAAUGGAAAAACUAGAACUAGCUCAAUCAAGUUCCAGAAAUCCAAUCCUCUAUGGAAUGAAAUAUUUGAAUUCGAUGCAAUGGAUGAGCCUCCUUCAGUGCUUGAUGUGGAAGUAUAUGAUUUUGAUGGACCUUAUGAUGAAGCUACACCUCUGGGGCAUGCUGAAAUCAAUUUUCUAAAAACCAAUAUACAAGAUUUAGCUGAUUUUUGGAUCCCUCUUCAGGGAACAUUAGCUCUGGCAUGUCAGUCUAAGCUCCAUUUAAGAAUUUUCUUGGACAAUACAAGGGGUGGUAAUGUUAUUAAGGAUUAUUUAACUAAGAUGGAGAAAGAGGUGGGGAAGAAGAUAAAUGUGCGGUCUCCGCAAACAAAUUCAGCCUUCCAGAAACUUUUUGGGCUCCCACCAGAGGAAUUUCUCAUUAAUGAUUUUACAUGUCACUUGAAGAGAAAGAUGCCCCUGCAGGGUCGACUAUUUAUCUCUGCUAGGAUAAUUGGGUUCCAUGCAAAUUUAUUUGGACAUAGGACAAAAUUCUUUUUUCUCUGGGAGGACAUAGAGGACAUCCAAGUUGUCCCUCCUACUCUAUCUUCUAUGGGCAGUCCAAUAAUUGUUAUGACUCUCCGACCAGGCAGAGGUAUGGAUGCAAGGCAUGGUGCAAAGACCCAGGAUGAGGAAGGCAGGCUGAAGUUCCAUUUUCAGUCCUUUGUAUCUUUCAAUGUAGCCCAUAGGACAAUCAUGGCUCUUUGGAAGGCUAGAUCCUUGAGUCCUGAACAGAAGGUGCAAAUAGUUGAAGAGGAAUCUGAAACCACAAGCAUUCAAACUGAAGAUAGUGGGUCUUUCUUGGGCCUUGACGAUGUCAGCAUGAGUGAGGUUUAUUCUUCUGUUCUUUCUGUUCCUUCAAGCUUCUUCAUGGAGUCAUUUACUGGGGGUGAAUUGGAACAAAAAGUUGCAGAAAGGGCUGGUUGUCUUAACUAUUCUUCCUCCCCGUGGGAAUUGGAGAAGGAUGAUGUCUAUGAGAGGCAAAUCUAUUACAGAUUUGAUAAACAUAUUUCCCAUUUUAGUGGAAAGGUGACAAGUACUCAGCAAAAGUCCCCGCUUCCUGAUAGAAAUGGUUGGCUUGUUGAAGAGGUCAAGACUAUCCAUGGAGUUCCACUUGGUGACUAUUUCAAUGUUCACGUUAGAUACCAAGUUGAGGAUUUGCCAUCCAAACCAAAGGCAUGCCAGGUAAAAGUAUUCUUUGGAAUUGCAUGGCUCAAGAGCACUCGGCUUCAAAGAAGGAUUAGUAAAAAUAUUCUUCAGAAUCUGCAAGAACGCCUGAAGGGGAGCUUUAGUUUAGUUGAAAAGGAGUACACAAGUAGAUAGUGGGAUGGAUAUGUUGGAUUUCCUUUAGUGUACAAUGUUUCGACAUGGAGGAGAGAGCUGACAAUAUUUUUUUGCAGAAAAAAAAAAAUAUCUGUUGAUCUAUGAGUCUACUUUAGCUGAUACGGGUCAACUUGAUGAGAGAGCUUGUUUUUAAGGUAUGUCAGCUUCAAAAAUCCCAUGCAAAAUGUGCCUUUAAACAUUGGUUUGGACAAAAAAUUUUGGGGUGUUAGGGUUUAAUUACUUGUAUUGGACCAACCAGUUUUAAAACCCCCCAAAAAUAACCAAUUAGUUGAGAAGAACCAAGGGAAGACCACCUUUAAAAGAAGUGGUUGAUUACGCAUCCAUGGAGGCUCUGCUUGUUGGUACCAAACGGCAUAAGAAAAACAAAAGAAAUUGAAGACCUGAUUCAACUGAGUAAAAGGAUGUUCAUAUUUUCUUGGUGUCAAUGUUAUUUAAGGUCCAGGUCAAGGUCUGUCAAUGUAUAUGUUUUUCCUCUGUACCCAAUGGAAAGAAUUAAAGCAAAAAUUUUUUUUGAAGCUAUAUAUAUAUAUAUAUGUACUUUCUGAUUGUAUA